AUGGCUCCGGGGCGUAAAAGGGGAGCGAAUAAGGCUAAGGCCAAGAGUCAGCUCAGUUUGGGCGAUCUUGUUCUCGCUAAAGUUAAGGGCUUCCCUGCUUGGCCUGCCCAGAUAUGUCGGCCUGAGGACUGGGAGAAGGCACCGGACCCGAAGAAACAUUUUGUUUUCUUCUUUGGAACUCAAGAAAUAGCUUUUGUUGCGCCUCCUGAUAUCCAAGUACUCACAAGUGAAUUAAAGACCAAGUUAUCUUCCAAGUGUCAAGGUAAGAGCAAACGCUUUAAAGAAGCAGUACAGGAAAUUUGCGCAGAAUUUGAGAAGUCACAAAAUAAAAAGGUAAAUGCUCGAGGUAAGACACCCGUUGCUGAUGGAAUGGGAGAUGGUGAAGAGACCGACUUGAAUGAUGGUGUUGCUAGAUCAAAUGGAGAAGCAUCAGAAGAUGCAGGGGAUUCCAGAUCCAAAGGAGAUUAUUGUUCUGGAAGAGAAAGUGAAGCUGACUCUGAAGAUACAGAGCCAUCUGUGUCUUGUGGUACUGGUGACAGUCCUGCCGAGGCUAUGUCAUCUGACAAGAUGUCUGGUGAUGAGCAGGCGCAGGAGGUGGCAUCUGGUCCUAUGGUAACCACAGAUGGGAAAGAUGAGACCUCUAUUUCUGCAGGAGUAAACGUUGGUGACACACAGGAAGCGGACAUUGACUCAAAGGUGCAGGAAAAUGGUAGUAAGUCUCAGAUUGGCACUGGCCGAGUUGGGAGAAUAGAUGAUGCGAUGAAAGGUCAUAGAGAUAGGAGCUCCAAUUUUUUGGAAACGCAAGAUGGGAAACCUGGUAAAAUGUCUGAUAUUGGGAAGGAAUUCAAAGACAAAGUGAAGGGAAAACCUUCUGCUAGAAUUGACGGUAACCCUAUGGGAUCUGGUAAUGGGAAGAAAAGAAAAGAAAUGCAGAAAGCUAAAGCAAAUUCAAAGGCGCCUGAUGACACUCGUGAAAACAUGGGUGAUAGACAGAAAAGUUCCAAAUCUGGAACUGAGAAAUCCGAGGUUGAUGCCACGGAUGCUUCUCGUCCAUCUAAAAGGCUGAAGCGUGAAGAUGUGGGAUCCCUGGAAGAUUCUAUGAACUCUGAAGCUGUUGGUGGCAGUUCGAGCAAAUCAUUGUAUGAGCAAAGGGAAGUUCUUCUGGGUCUAGCAUCACAUGCAAUUAAAGUGAACGGUGAUGCUUCUGCUCGAACAGGUAAAGCUAACUUUGAUGCAUCAGUUGCAUCAGGUAAAGGCAAAUUGGACACAUCACCGCGGAAGGCUGGGUUGAAAUCUUUAGCAUCUCCACAAACCAAUAAGGUGAAAUCUUAUGAAUCUCGACAGAUGGAUAAAGUUAAAUCCAGUUCAUCUACCCAUACUGGUAAGGUUAAGUCUGAUUCCUCCUCCCAAGUGAGAAAAGUAAAGCCCAGUCCAAUUGGUGAUAGGGGUAAAGGAAAAGUAGAUAUUAGUCAAAGGAGUAAUGUGCAUGAUAAUUCUGGUGAUGAGGAUGUGUUACCAGUAUCGAAACGUCGGCGGCGAGCGCAAGAGGCAAUGAAUGAUUCGGUUCAAAAUUCAAAAGAUAGAGCCAAAAGAAGCGCGGACCCGAAGAAUGACUUGUCGUAUAGCAAUGCUAGAGUUCAUGCCAACCAGAAUUUGAAAAGGCGAAGAGCCGUGUGCCUCUAUGAUGAGGAAGAAGAGGACGAAGAUCCUAAAACUCCUGUUCAUGGUGUGGCUGCCAAAAGUAUUAAACCUCCAUCAGCUGUCCCUGGUGAUAUCAAGCAUAGGGACGUAGAGAGUGGUGGUUCGCGUAGGCAACAAGAUGGACGUGCAGUUAACUCCCAGUCAAAUGUGACGGAGUCUACCAGACAUCAUGAUGUGUCGAAGGAGGCAUCUUCAGACUUGCAAAAGAAUCGCCUUUCCCCUGGUGGGCUGAUAACAGUGAAGACGCCCAGGGCUCCUGAUUCACAGAGUCCACGAGAAGUUGGAGAGCAGGUUGUGGCCAAGGAGGUAAGCACUGCUUUGACUUCUCCUAAGAACUCUCCCGGGCUACUUGAACCACCUAAAAGAGUGAUGGAACAAGAUAAAACCAGCAAGGUUUCUCAAAAAAAUUCUGGUGCCCAAAAGAUGCUCCAUGCUGACGAAGAGCAGGCAAUGUCCAAGGAGUUUAGCACCGCUCCAACUUCUCCUAAGAACUCUCCUCAGCCACUUGCUCCUCCCAAAACAGUGGUGGGACAGCAUAAGACCAGCAAGGCUUCUGUGAAAACCCCUUCUGGUGCCCAGAAGAAGCCCCAGGCUGAUAAAGAGCAGGUAUUGGCAAAGGAGGUAAACACUGUUCUGACUUCUCCUAAGAACUCUUCUGUGUCACUUGGUCCACUCAAAACAAGGGUGGACCAGCAUAAAACCAGUAAGGCUUCCGUAAAGACAGCUUCUGAUUCUCAAAAGAAGCCCCAGGUUGUUUCUGCCAAGUCAUCAGGCAUAGUCCCAGAUGGUGCAAAAGCUUCCCAGAAUCAUGUGGCUGUUCAAAGAAAUAAGCAAGCUCUUUCUGUAGAGAGACCUAAAAGUACUCCAAAAGUCCCAUCACGCAUGGGUGAUCAUGCCAUUUUGCUGGAAACUUCAAUGGAAGUCAGAGCUGCUGCAGAUGAGAGUAGCAUUUCAUUGGCUGAUUCUGAUGCAUCAGAUUCUGCCAUAUCUAUGAAGAACCUCAUUGCUGCCGCUCAAGCAAAAAGAAAAGAAGCUCAUACCCAACAUUUUUCUCUUGGGAACUCCAGUUAUACCCUUCUGUCCAUCAAUGAUGCUCAUGGAUGGAGCCUUAGUCCGUCGUUUAUCCAACCUUUACCAUCUGGCAUGUCCAAUGGGGCACAGGGUGAUGCAUCAGAGUUUCAUCCUCGCCCAAGUGCACCUUCUCCAUCUACACAAAAUCAUCCUUCAGGGCCUGAGACUCGAACAGAAAAUGAUGAGGAUGAGGAUCGAAGGGUCAGUUCUGGACAUAGGGCUCCUGGAGGCUCACUAAGUGGUGGGACAGAGGCUGCUGUUGCACGUGAUGCUUUUGAAGGGAUGAUAGAGACUUUGUCAAGGACAAAAGAAAGUAUAGGACGUGCAACCCGUCUUGCCAUAGACUGUGCCAAAUAUGGAAUUUCCAAUGAGGUUGUGGAACUUUUAAUCAGAAAGCUAGAAAGUGAACCCAGUUCCCAUAGAAAAGUAGACUUAUUCUUUCUUGUGGAUUCAAUUACCCAGUGUUCUUCUCAUCAAAAAGGAAUUGCUGGAGCUUCAUACGUACCGACAGUUCAGGCAGCGUUACCACGUCUUUUGAGUGCUGCUGCUCCACCUGGAGCUGGCGCACGGGAAAAUCGCCGGCAAUGUCUCAAGGUGCUGAAACUAUGGCUUCACCGGAAAAUCUUUCCAGAAUCUGCUUUGAAGCGUUUUAUGGAUGAAAUUGGGGGUUCAAAUGAUGAAAUCUCUGGUGGUUUGUCUCUUAGACGUCCAUCCCGCUGUGAGAGGGCUUUAAAUGAUCCUAUCAGAGAGAUGGAAGGGAUGCUUGUGGAUGAGUAUGGGAGUAAUGCUACAUUUCAGUUACCUGGUUUGUUAUCUGGGAACUUAUUUGAAGAAGAUGAUGAAGAUCUAGUAUUGGAGCUGCCUAAGAAAGUGGGCGACAUGCCCGUGGUGGGAGAACCUGAUCGCACCAUCUUUGGAGAGUCAGAAGCAUAUACUGCUACUCCCACUGACAGACGUCAUUGCAUCUUAGAGGAUGUUGAUGGUGAACUUGAAAUGGAAGAUGUAUCGGGUCAUCAUAUCAAGGAUGAAGGACCUGAAAUGGAUAUAGAAGAAGACCAUUACUCCGAUAGGGUGGUGGUCAAACCGGCAUCAAAAAGUCCUGCUGACUCACCCCCUCUUCCAGAUGGUUCACCACCGCUCCCUCCUGGUUCUCCUCCUCAGCUUCCACCUUUACCACCCUCUCCACCGCCUCCGCUGCCUCCUCCGCCACCAAGCUCUCCUUCUGAACCUCCACCCCCUCCUCCACCUCCACUUCCUCUUCCACCUCCGCCUCCACCACCUUUUCAUCCAUCACAGCUCCCUCCUGGACCACCCUCAGCUCCUCAGCCACCUUUGCUACAUCAGCAUUUAUUGCCAGCUCAACCCCUACAUCCUCAGUCCUUAAUAUCAACACAACCUUCUAUACAGUCACCACAAUUGGCUUAUCAGCAGCCUGCAGCUCAUGAAUACUGCAGUACAUCCAGUGGAAAUAAAACAGGUCAAAUGGCUGGAACUGCUCAUGCGAAGAAUAUGGAUCAUGUGAUGAAAAGUCAGCAGUCACCUCGUUUUGCUCAUUCAGCCGUUUGCAACUCUCGAGAAACUUCAGGAUUCAGUUCUUCUAUACAUCUGGAAUAUAGUCAUAAUGAUGUGUACUUAAAUCCGCAAGCAUCCCAACACAAUCCUCAAUUCCAGCCGGGCAACACUUCAUUUGUGCCUAGACCUAUGAAUCCAAGCCUCCCGCAAACGGCACCGGGCCAUUUUCAGUUUUCAAAGCCAGUGAUUCAGCAACACCACCAGCAACCCUAUACCCAUCCUUAUCCUGUGCCAUCCCAUCCUGAGGGGCAUAGGAGAUUUGUUGGUGAUGAUCAAUGGAGGAUGCCCUUGAAUGAAUUUAAUGCUAAUAAUCAACAUGGUGGAUGGAUGGGUGGAAGAACUCCAUCGCAUGGAGGGCAUGCAAUUGGCCAAGAAGGCUUCUUCCGGGGACCAGUUGAAAGGCCACCAGUGAAUGCUGUUGGUGUUCAGUUCCCUGCAAGUAACAAUUUACCACCUGCACCUCCAAUUCCAGGUCAUGGUGUUUCUCCGAUGAGGCCAUGUAGACCAGACAUGUCUGCCGUUAAUUGCUGGAGGCCAGGUUAA
This is a messenger RNA of Linum trigynum, 4887 nucleotides long. The record is from the annotation of a GenBank genome assembly. Lineage: Eukaryota; Viridiplantae; Streptophyta; Magnoliopsida; Malpighiales; Linaceae.